This is a messenger RNA of Zygosaccharomyces rouxii, 960 nucleotides long. RefSeq names its product mRNA splicing protein SLU7 (gene SLU7). NCBI's taxonomy places the organism in Eukaryota, Fungi, Ascomycota, Saccharomycetes, Saccharomycetales, Saccharomycetaceae. The transcript has a single exon. Gene Ontology annotation, biological process: mRNA splicing, via spliceosome. Gene Ontology annotation, molecular function: pre-mRNA 3'-splice site binding; zinc ion binding. Gene Ontology annotation, cellular component: spliceosomal complex. Bases 1 to 960 code for a protein of 319 amino acids. The record is from RefSeq and is a predicted model, not a curated record.
AUGAGUGAGAAACCAAAGGAAAAUAUUCACAUACCACGAUACAUUAAAAACCAGCCGUGGUACUAUAAAGAAGCCGCUGGUAAAGAAGAUGAUUAUCUGGUUCAUCACAGACAAGUUAAGAAAGGUACACUAGACAUUGACAACAAUUCAGAGCCUAAGUUGGGUCCUGGCAUCCAAGAUGAAUUUGAAACUGUACGAAUAAACAAGGAUGAUGUCAGACCGAGGUGCUUGAACUGUGGAUCGAGUGAUCAUCUGAAAAGGGACUGCUUAGAAAGGCCCAAGAAAAUCCUGAAAACUGAUGAUAAGGACCUUGUAGUUAAACGCAAAGCUUUUCAGGCGGUGGAUUGGGAUGCUAAACAAGAUAGGUGGUUUGGAUAUACCGGUAAGGAAUACGACGAAGUACUAAAGAACUGGAAAACCCCUUCACAUCGCAAAUCUAAUGAAUUGCAAGACCAAGAUUGGGAUACGGAUGAAGAGAUUGAAUUAAUGAAGUUAGGUCUCUAUAAAGACCAUGUCGGGGCACUAAAGCAAGAUGAUUCUCAAAAUACACAAUUGAAAGCUUCAGUAAGACUUAGAGAGGAUAAAGCCGCUUAUUUAAAUGAUCUAAAUUCUUCAGAAUUAAGAUACGAUCCCAAAUCAAGAGUUUACAAAAGUGAAGAAUUGGGAUUUAUCGAUAACGAUUCCCAUAUGUUUCACAGGCAUCUCACUGGUGAAGCGCAAGAACUACAAAAUUUAAACAAAUUCAGCAGAACCCAUGCAAGGCGUAUGGGAGUUAGAGACGAUGAAGAGAACGAUGCAAAGGCCAAACAUGUUUUAGUGGCGAAUCCCACCCAAUAUGAAAUGCUGAAAAGGCAAGACGGAGAACCCAUUAAGAGGGAUCGAGCCAAGGAUGAGGGACAGGCUCAAAGGACAAAGGGAACUGCUAGAAGCAGGAAAGAUCUGGAGGACCUGUACGGCUGA